Molecule: messenger RNA, 2475 nt
Organism: Megalops cyprinoides (Indo-Pacific tarpon)
Lineage: Eukaryota; Metazoa; Chordata; Actinopteri; Elopiformes; Megalopidae
Exons: 9
Coding region: 1-2475 (824 amino acids)
Biological process (GO): establishment or maintenance of cell polarity; regulation of cellular localization; centrosome cycle
Cellular component (GO): apical plasma membrane; cell cortex; nucleus
Molecular function (GO): protein kinase C binding
Source: RefSeq, a predicted model, not a curated record
AUGGAUAACUUGGAGGGGGACACGGACCCGCCCAAACCCUGGGUGCCGCCUAGCGGAUUCUGGAGAGCUGUGCGGCCCGAGACGCUGGCACUGAACGGGAACGCCCGUUCACCGGCAGAUGGGACAAUGGGCAGAACGAAGCCGGCCGGGGCGCCCGGGGGGCAGCGGGGGUCGUGGGGGGACCUGCAGAGGUCCGACAGCUUGGAGAGCCACCUGCACCGAUGCGUGCAGAAGGACACGGGGCCAGGGGCCCCUCCGGGGGGGCUGUGGAGGGCUGACAGCUGGGAGAGUGUGUGCGGCAACGGCGGCUCUCUGACGUUGGCUGAGAGGGUAGAAAUGAACAGGGGCAUCCUCAGACGAAUCCUCAACGAAGCCCAAAGCAGCUACCGGGACAGCAUCAGACAGGCACAGGAUGUCUCCCAGGGCACCAUCAGAGGCAGCACAACCCUCAAUGACAGUGACUGGGACUCGGGCAUCUCCCUGCAGGACAGUGAGCACAGCCACAGGUCUGUCAUUUCCAGGGAAGACCUGUCUCUGAGUCCAAGGCAUGAGCAAGCAAAACGCAUCCUGGAGCGUGCCCGCAUGAAGACCCGGUCCAGCCCGGUCAAAGCAGACCACACCCUCUUACCUGUUCAGAGAGACAAUGCGGUGUUGCUGUCGGCGUCCGGGGCCCCCUGGUACAAGGACUCUCUCCUGGUGAGGGACGGCCUGGCGGUGGUGUCGGGCAACCUGAGCGACUCCUCCAGCGGAGACUCGGCAUGCGGCUCGCGCCGGCGCCCGGGCCACUCCCCGACGCGCGUGCGCUUCCAGGACGAGUCUGAGCGGGACGCCGAGGCGCGCUACCUGGAGCGGCAGCAGCGGCAGCGCCCCCGGGCUGGCGAGAGGGCGCAGGGCCUGCUCGUGUCCAAGCCCCGGCUCUCCUCCUACAUAAAAGGGCUGCGGGAGGGAGACGGGAGCCCAGAGGGCACGCCCUCGUCAAGCAGGAAGAAGAGGGCAACCCACGGGGAGCUGCAGGGGGGAACUCACAAAGACACAUUACAGGAAGUGAUGACCAAGAAGUGCGGCUCCUGUGGGACCUUUUUAGAGGGCGUCGUGGCGUCCCACUUGAACCUCGUCGCUCAGGCCGCCCCUGGAGACGCGGUGUCACGAAGUCAGGUGAUACCCCGCUGGAUAGCCCCCGCCCGCACAAGCAGCUCGGAGCAGAUAAAGGAGACCCACAUCGGAGAGGUCACCUCCGCUGACGAACCCCGCAAAUCCAGCCACAGCCCGGCUGGAGAGGCGCAGGGCGGGGGUACUGGCGGUACGGGCCAAAUCGUGUCCAUUUUGGCGACGUCGAAGAAGAAGUGUUUAAAAAAAGAGGACGGAGGACUGGAGGAGGGGCAAAGUCCCUCAGAACCACAGGGGCAAAAUGUGGGCCUUCCCAGCUACCGGCCGACCCCACCUGCCAAAGACCGAAACAGUCUGGGCCUGAACCUGAAGGAACAGACCACUAUGCUGAACAGGGGGGAGGAUAAUCCCUCUCUUCUGAGCCCCCACUCCCCGGUCUCCCCCCUCAGGAACUUACAGCUCAAGGCCCACCCUGAAAUCACAGGUCUAGGUCAGCACCUCCAAGCAAACGGAGACUGCCAGGACGACGCUGGUCUGUGGGUAACUGUGCCCCUGGAGAGUCCCUCAGGGUACCAAGGGAUGCAGUGGGCAGAGCAGCAGCUGGAGGACGACACCAAGCCUGUACAUACACUGGAUCCACACCGCAGAGUUGUGAUCGAGCGGUCCGGUGCACGGGACGGCAGACCUAAGCUGUCCCUGCGUCGGAUCUUCUCUGCCAUCGGGCUGACCGGCACCGGCUGGCUGCGCCAGGGUCACUCCAGCGGCUCGGAACGGCUGAGCUCCUCUCCCAGACACGGGUCCCCCUGCCUAAGCCCCAGCCACAGCCCCCGCGGGCAGCUGAAAAAAACGCCGUCGCUGCAAUCAAUGGCAAAGCAGGGGGUGCCCAUUAUCCAGCUGCGGCGAGCCUCCUCAGUACAGGAACUGCCGCUUCUCAAAGUGAGGGAAGAGCAUGCCGCUGAGAACAGGCUGGGGGUGCAGCUCCACAGCCCUGAUAACAGGAGGGGGCUCCAGCGAGCUCUAAGCGUGGAGGACGUGGGCCGGCCCAGCGGGGCUCGGUCUGUGGGGCGGGUCGCCCAGGCCUUCCCCGACGGGACGCUCCUGCUGGAGCUCUGUCGGCCCGCUCACGGGCCCUUUGGGUUCGUCAUCUCCCGGGGCAACGGUCGGCUGGACUCAGGUGUAUACGUGGAGAGAAUGGGUGACAGUGGGACAGAGAAGCUGUACGCUGGGCUGCUGGGUGUGGGGGAUGAGAUCCUGGAGGUGAAUGGGGAGAAGGUCGCCGGGCUGGGUCUGAACCAGGUGACCCGGCUCAUGAGGCAGGACAGCAUCGCCUCCAUCAGGAUCCUCAGGCACCGCCGGCCCCGUCGCUAG